UCGAGGGGAAAACGCGCACGCGUUAGGCUGUAAAAGAUUAUGACCAUUGCCAUUUUUUUCCUUUAUAAAUUAAAAAUAUGAAACGUCACGCCGCCCCGCCAAUUGAUGAUUUCAAAAAUGGAAUCUGAAGCGUUCCGCGUGAAAAUAAGAUGGCGUGCACACUGAGGCUGUAUUUUCAGGAUCUGUGAGACGUAUUGACUUUUCGUGUUUUGUUUAGUGAUAAUUUGUGAUAGCGAGUGAUGCCAAGUGGAUAUGGGUGUGAUAAUGACAACUGUUUACGAGAUUGGAUUGCACUUUGUAUCGGAUUUUGUGGAAGGAACCGAACGAAAUCUCCGCUUCCAACAAAAUGGUGUAGUAACAUGGAAAAUUCGUGCAUAAAACCAAAUGGAAAAAAGUAAAUUGGAAAAACUCGAUAUUUCCCACGUACAUUUCCAAUUCCCAUCAUGGCUCAGUAUGUCUCAAAAUAAAGUGAAAUCUGUUAAUCGCUUACAAUUCAUUGAAGUGAAAAGCAAGUGAAAAUAAAGUGAAAGGGUUUAUUAGGUGAUAAUUAUAAAAGUGAAAGGUUGUAAAAGUGAAAUGUGAAAAGCGGAGUGUACAUUUGGUGAUAUGUAUGGAUAAAGGAUGCUGUGAUGGGGUGUGGCCAGAGCAAAAUAAAUCUCUACCCGAGGAAGAAUAAAAAUGGCGGGAAAGGAAACGGUGCCAAAAAGUCAGGCGCGGCAGAUAAAGAAGCGGACGAGGAGGAGGGCAGUGCCGCGGCAGGGCCUGCCGACGACACAGAGGAUGACACCGAACACGGCAAGCACAUCCUGCCGCUCGCCGCUCACCCGCCUAUCAUUGAGGUGUCGGCCAGCAUGCAAGACUUCUUUAAAAUGUUGGAUGAGAAGAUUGAAAAGGGUAAAGACUACGAUUCUUCAAGUGAGACUGAAAUACGAUUAGAAAGAGAACGAAGGAAGAAAUUAAUAGAGCAAUGGAGAUCUGCGUCGCAAUCUACGCAAUCCUCCCUAUCUCAGCCGAGUCCCCCCACCCCGGCAAGGAGGCGCAUGCCAAGGGCUGUCCCCCAACCGCCAGAGCGUCAUAGCAGUCCAGGAACAGUCAGGAGGUGCUUGAAACAACAACUUGUCCCAGAAGGUAUAUCUCCCCCGCCUAGGAGAUCACACAGUGCGCAAUCUCACCAUCCGCCAGACUUAAGACAAGUCAAUGGAGACAAUUGGCACGACCCCACAAAGUCUCCAGUCAAAAGGCCACAAAGCGCCGGAUCCAAUUGGAAAAGCAACCCGAAGGUUGCACCUUACAAUCAAAAACCAAAGAAAAACGAAGUCAAUGAAAACCAAAGAACAAUCCAAAAAGAUUCUGAUAUGUGUCAACCAGUCAAUGCUAGUCAAGAUGUAUCUCAAAUAACAUAUAACCCUACAUUCCAAACGCACAGUCCCGCUCACACAGCGAAGCAGCCUUACAUAGCGCAAAUCAUAAGCUAUCCAAUGUCUCAGGUCCAACAAGUGACUCCUCCUUCACCGCCGAAGUACAUCGCGCCACCGGAAGAGUAUCAGGAUCCUCAAAACAAUAUUGUAGAUAAUAAGUACAGUGGUACUCAAAGACAAACACAAAGUCAGCCACCACAAGCCAAUCCACAAUCUCACAUUUACUACAUUCAUGGAAGUGCAACAGCAAACGUUUCAAAUCAACAAGACUUAGUUCAGCAAAGACAACAAACUGCUCUUCAUCUGCAGCAAUACGUAGCAAUGAAGCAAGCGCAGCAGCAAAUGUUUACAUAUCUACAAAGAGGUCCGCAUACAGUUUUUCCAAACGUUGAUUUCGCUCAGGUGCCGAAUCCGAGGAUAUACGAAGGAGAAGAGUUCACUCCCCAAUACGGUCAUCCGGCAUUGAGACCGCACAGUGCGCCCACUCCCGUGGGAGUCGUUAGACCGAUGCCAAUAACUCCUAGUUUUAGUCCAUUACCAGAUGGAACACAUAUGGUUCAAAUGCCUAUGUGGCCGCAUAUGCCUCCAGUUGUAUCAACAAUGGGGCCGUGGUUGCCCGGCCAAGGCCACGAAAUGCAAUACUACCCGCAAUCUCAAUUCAUGCCAAUGUACAGAGCGAAUUCAGCCGGUUCCGCGGGAACUCUAACGAGAUACCACAAGAAGGAAACGAGUGAUGCUGAUGUAAAGAACGUGUGCCAAAGUAUAAAUUUAGUAAGGCAGAAGCAAGUCGGUCAAAUCGUGUCCAUACCUGGCCAGGAACUGACCGUGUGCAACAAUACGAGCGACAGUCCGAGCCCUGCGUCCGUGAGCACUGACAGCGGGGUUUCCCCGGGCAACAGCGCACCCAGUUCCAAGGCCUCAGUCUUCAGCCAACCCCCCGCGGCGUCAGACUCCUUCAACACUGUAGAUAACAAAAAUAAGAAGGUGAAACCUGUAACAUUCGCGCGAUCUCUGAAAAACUCUAAAAGUCUAGACUCUUAGCAACUUUGUAAUUAUGUAGAUUUUCUAAGUGUACGUAGGUUCUAGUCGGAUUAUGUAAAUUAUAGGGAAAUUAGUUUCAUCAGCUUUUCAUUGUAUAGUUCGAGCAUUUUUUAUUGGUCGAUGUUAAAAAGUUUGUCGAUGUCGUCUAUUCUGAAUUCAAUAUCAACUAUCAUCGUUUCUCGAACUCUUUCUGUGAUGUUCAUUUCUAUUGUAAUUAUUUCCAUGUAAAAUGAAUUUAGGAGAUUAUAAGGAGCUGUUUAGCACUGUGCCUUGCAGUCAUGCGUAUGAAGCUCAUUCGUCUUUUGCUUUUACUAAAUUAUUACGAACGAUACUAUGUAUUUGCGAUGACUGCGUUAAUUUAGUUAAGAAACGGGUACCUAUAUUAUUUGUAUUAUUUAUUUAUUAACAAAAUUAAAUAAAACUUACUCUAAAUGUAUGUUUAGAUAAAGACAUGUAAAUGGUACCUCCACGUGCCGAACGAUGCAUUUUAAACUAUCCAUUAAUUAUAAAGAUUAAGGAAA
This is a messenger RNA of Maniola jurtina (meadow brown), 2980 nucleotides long. RefSeq lists its product as uncharacterized. The coding region runs from base 630 to 2459 and encodes 609 amino acids. NCBI's taxonomy places the organism in Eukaryota, Metazoa, Arthropoda, Insecta, Lepidoptera, Nymphalidae. The transcript is spliced from 5 exons. The record is from RefSeq and is a predicted model, not a curated record.